This is a messenger RNA of Anopheles coustani, 4311 nucleotides long. RefSeq lists its product as uncharacterized. The coding region runs from base 318 to 3701 and encodes 1127 amino acids. Lineage: Eukaryota; Metazoa; Arthropoda; Insecta; Diptera; Culicidae. Gene Ontology annotation, biological process: regulation of DNA-templated transcription. The record is from RefSeq and is a predicted model, not a curated record. Gene Ontology annotation, molecular function: DNA-binding transcription factor activity. The transcript has 4 exons.
GGUUAGACUGUGGUGGUCCUGUGGUGCUGGUGAAUAAGUGAAAUAAUAUAUUUUUUUCUGCGUGCGCCUGAUAUAUCCUGAUCCUUGCAAGCGGAUUGCAAUACAGUCUUCAAUCAAACAAGUAGCCAGGACCGGAAACAAGUGUCCUGCGUUCAUCGGGCGAGUGUUUAUUUUUCACCCCCCCAAAAGUACAAGCGUUCGAGCGAGCAUUUCUGGGUUGAGGGCUGGGAACUCUCAACUCAAUCCGGCGCGUUUCCUAAAGCGUUAAAAUUUCAUUAGAAUUAAACGGUGAAUUUAUCUCACUUUCAAGAUGGCACAUGCAAUUGAAUUCGUCAACGAAUGCCGCUCAUGGCGAGAAAGCGAUCUGUCUACGGCGUCCGUCGCCUACCGUAGCGCAGCUGGAAGACCAUCGCGAGGAAAGCAUCAACUUUUACGGAGGCCUAGUUCAACGGAGUCAUCGGGAAGCCAACUUUUCGCCACAGGAAUCAUCGCUCGCCGGUACGCCGUGCGAACUGCCGCUGCACGACGAUACGUCCUGCUUGGCACCGCGCCGGCUGGACACGGCACCGAGCGGCAAGGAGGGGGCGGGCGUCGGCGUGUGCUCGCCGUUCCUGUCGCUCGCGGCGGUGGAGGACGAUACGUCCUGGAUGAAUACCACGACGACGAUGGUGGACAGCAGCAGCUGUACCCCGUCUACACCUAUCGACUGGUGGAAGGUCGACGGCAGCAUGUUCAUGGACGAGGGGGGCACACAUCACAUGGCGGAGCUCAAGGCGGCAUUGGCGACGGCGCAAGGCAGCUGCAACAGCAGCAGCGACUCAACAGGUGAACGCUUUCCUCUGAACGCGCGCAAGACAGCAUCAGCGGAUGUCUGCCGGCUUGAACUUGACAAAUCCCCCAGAAGAAGAAGCUUCGGCGGUGCGGAAACAAGCGUAACUGUACACGGCGUAUGUAAUAAGACCAUCAACGGAGGCAGCGGCGGCGGCGGCGGCGGCGGCAGCGGCAACAGCGGCAACAGCGGCAAGUUUUCCAACGCAGAACCAAUUGGCUCAGCGAUGACGUCACCUCCAGCACCUCCAGCGAGCGGCUGCAGCGGUAGCGGGACUGUUGCAGCUGGUACAACGGCAGCUACUGGCACAAUAGCGCAGCAGCUGCACCACCAGAGAACUCUUAAAACCCAACGUGACCACAGUAGCAUUAGAAAUAGCGGUAAUAACAGCAGUACUAGCGGCAGAAGUGGCAGACAGCAAACGAACAUUGCAGUUGUCGGUGGAAACAUACAUCUCGUAGCCCACGACGACGGAUGCCAUCAGUUUUUGUCUGUCCCUUCCACCGCCAACCACGACGACGACGACGACGACGACGAACUAUCUUCUCUUACGACACCCCUCUUCCUGCCCGAGGUCGACUGGACCAACGAGACGUGCAUCGGCGGCGGGCUGGACUUUUCCAGCUCCAUCGUCGUCAGCUCGUCGGACGAGCAGCGCCUUCUAGAGCAACAACAACAUCAACAGAAGCAGCAACUAGACGAUCAACAUCAACACCUGUGGAUUAGCUCCCCAGCCAGCAGCAGCAGCAAUAUCACGGAUUCGGAGCUAGAGCGCCGGCUUGAGGAAUACGACUAUAGGGCCACGCGGGAGGACGGCCAGCAGCAACAUCUUCUUUCGAUUUCUCAGCUAGGGCUACCGCAGCUCGAUGGCAACAACAGUAGUAGUGUCAGUGUUGGAGGAGCAACUUCUUCUACCAUGGAGCAGACGGUUGACUGCAACAAUCUGCUGCUGACGGGGGGAAAGGCGAAGGAGGUAGGAGAACCACAGCCGGCGACGAUCUUCAUCACGGGUUCGCCCGUUUCGUUGCACGAGGAGAUCGAGCAGCUGUCCAGUGGGUUCGAUUGUGACGCCACCAACCACCUAGUAUCAACCGGCCCCUCGGCCGCACAACUCUCCUUCAUCGUUGACGACGAGCCGGAUCAUUUCCAGCAGCAGCAGCACGGUUCCGGUGCGGACUCGCUUUCGCUUAACAUUUUCAAAUGGCUGCAGGAAGAUAUUUCCUCCAGCAUUCUCGUUGACAAGCAGCAAACAUCAUCAUCAGCAGCAGCAAACACAAACCUGCUCGAAGCUGUAGACGUACCCAGUAGCGUAUCGUACCUGCUCGCCAACGACAGUACCGAAAUAUCUUUCUCCCCUUCCCCUGCCUCCAACCACCUCCUGCAACAGCCCGUGUUGGAAGAACCGUUUGAAAAUAGUCUCGAUCAGAUACAAACGCUUCACCGCACAACACCGGUCUCGGGCGCCGGCGGCGGCCAUAAAACAGCGAUCAAGAGCGAACCAUCCUUCGUCCUAGUGAAGGGCAAUAAUUCACACACUACUACUACCGCUGAGACGACAACGACGACGACGACGACAAACACGAGUGCGGUCAAUCCACAGUACGAUCACAACUAUUCCACCAUAAAACGUCGUAACCAGGACAGUGGCGAUCAGGCACACAACCACCUGAAGCCGAAAAUGCUCAAACUAUCAAACGACCACCAACAGGAAGGACAGCAGACAACCAGCAGACAUACAGCUGCAAAGGAUAGUACGACGGUGAAGGUAACGGCGAGGAGCACGGAAGACAGCUAUUGGCGCACUGUUCAACCGGGUAUUGCGGCAACGCAAACAACCGUGAAUACCAACGCCGCUAGCUCCACCGCCACCACCACCAAGAACAAAUUAUCGGUCGCCCACCGGAAGGCGCCAACGUUGAAGGUACACCUUGGUGGAGGCGCCCAACCACCGACCAUACUUUCCAUGCAAGAUCCUUUCCUGCUACUCAACAAAACGCUACAUCCAACGACGACGACGACGACGACGACGGGCACGACCAACAUCUUCGGCCACCUCCACCACCGCAUGCCACCGCAAGCAACCCUCAACACGCCCGAUUUAACAAAUGACAUUUUGGAUUUGGAAGAUGAAAAGUUUGAUCUUCUCUCGUUCAUCGAUACCAAUGACGAUUCGUUAGAUCUGAACAAGUACAAUUCAGUCGUAGAUGAAAAACCAACGCUCGACGAUGUCCUCCCAUCUGCAUCGCGUAAGGAAGAGGAAGAGGAAACAGAACAGAAGGCAGAUACAGCAAAUAGCGGUGCAAAUAGCAGCACCAGCACCGGCAGCAGGAGCAGCAGCAACAGCGUCAAGGAUAGUACGGAGAUAAAAAUCCCCCAGCCGCUAACGCUCGACAGUUUGCGUCAGCUCACAGCCAGCACGGAAGAGUCGCAGGCUUCCACCUCCUCGCCAUCGGGGCGUUACCGCGCUCAACAUCACCAUCUCAGUCAGUACGGCGGCAGCAACAGCAACUGCAGCAUUGGCUCCCGCUCAUCCGCGUCGUCCGUGUGCGGCGAUUCGGAUGUGUCCUCGAACACCACAACGACGCAAACGCCGAAGCGUCGCGGCCGGCCACCGAAGGCGGUCGGCACGGUGCGGGACCGUUCGCAGUACGAGCAUCUGAGCGAGGCGGACUGGCGCUACCGGGAGCAGCGGGACAAGAACAACGAGGCGUCGCGCAAGUCGCGCAUCAACCGGAAGGAUAGGGAGCUAAAGCUCGAGUCGGAGGCGGACCGGUUGAACAUGCAGCACCAGAAACUGUCGUACGAGGAGCGCCGGUUGCAGCGCGACUGCCAGAAGUGGCGCAAGGCCGUUAUGAAGCUAGCACUGCUGUAAAGCGAAGCGGGGGGGAGAGGGAGGGUAGCAUUAUGCUGCAGCAUAAUUUUAACGUAACCAUAAUUAAGGCUUCCCACAUGUAUAAGUAUUUUUUGUUCGUCUUUUUCGUAUUUUCAAAAGUCGCAUUUCUCACCUUAUGACUCAAUGGAUGCAAUCUUCUUCUUUUGGCGUAACCGAGCGUCUUCGCUCGUGCCUGCCCCAUUAAGGGCUUGCUGGACUAUUUCCCUUUGGAAAGUAGUACGUGCGUGGAUAGUCUAUGCUAGAUUACUAGCAAUUGUUUAAUGCAUUACUUUACAGCAUAUUUUUCUUGCAUUAAAUAUCCCUUUGCCUAUCGACCGAGCAAGCAUUAUAAUGAUUUAGACUAUCCAUCCAUAUUUUACACAAACCCCUCUCUAUUGUUUUUAAAUUUGAAACAAGUAAGAAAUUUUAUAAAUUGUUAUUGCUUUAAGUUUUGUCCAUUCACGUUGAGGAAGAUGAAACUUCCUCUUUUUAUAUUCAAUGUUGUCGAAAAUUACUUUCUAAUGUCAAGCAUUAUAAUUAAAUAUAAAGUUCAUGCUUGUCAAUCAAAUAUCCUACUCUAUCAUGUUUUGAGUACAAUGGCACGAAUUUG